AUGGCGAAGCGGAAGCGGCCAGGGAAGCCGGCUGAGUCCACGAAGACCCGCACCCAGCUCAACAAUGCCAGGAAGAGGGCAGCAAAGAAGCGAGCAAAGCAGCAAGCCAAGCUGGUCGACCCCUCCUUGGUUUUCAUUCAGAAUCCUUUGGGCGCACCGACGGUGGUUCGAGCGAAGGGCUGGUUCGCAGACUUGGGCAAGAAACUCCCGUUGCGACUCGGUCCUUUGGAAGGCUGGCGAACGUCGGCCAAGUUGGCGGUGCGUGCAUCGGGCGCUUCUGGCGUAAAAAUCGGCCUUUUCGUGCCAAAGUCGCAUGACGUGGUGCCGAUCAGCGGCUGUGCCGCUCAUCAUGCCUCCAUCAACACAGCUCUGGAGGCGAUCAGCACGGCAUGUAAAGCUGCGAGAAUUCGUGGAUACGACGAAGACAAAGGAGAAGGUGACCUGCGCUAUGUGAAGCUGGAAGUGCAGCGCUCCAGCGAGCUGGUGCAGGUCACCCUCGUCUGGCAUGCAAGCUCCCAGGAGGAGGCGGGGAAGCCGCUCCGGAAGCUCCUCACUUCACUCCAGCAGCACGAACUGUGGUAUUCGAUCUGGGCAAACUUCCAUGCUGCAGACAAGCAUACUUCCCGCAUUCUGGCCUUUGAAAAGGAGGCCUGGGUUCAACUGGCCGGGCGCAAGCGCUGGCUGCGGGAGGCGCUGCAGAGGAGUGCUGUGCCCUAUCACUGCGAGCUGUGCUUUCCACCCUUCGUCUUCCGCCAGGCGAAUCUUUGUGCCUUUGAGCGGAUCGUUUCGGCGGUUCGGCGCUUUGUUCCGUUUGGCAGUGCUGUGGUGGAGCUUUAUGCUGGCGUGGGUACAAUCGGUCUUCACCUGGCGGAUGUAGCUGGUUCUUUGGUUUGCAGCGACGAGAACCCAUUCAACCGUGCAUGCUUCCGUCGCAGCGUGAGGAGCUUGCCACCGGACCUGCAGCGGAAACUCAGCUACGUAUCAGGCGAUGCAGCCUCGCAGGUUGACAGCAUUCCAACGGCUGACGUUGUCAUUGUCGACCCUCCCCGAAAGGGCAUGGAGGACGAGGUGUUAGAUGCUCUCGUGCGACGGCCAAAGAGAAAGUUGGUGAAGCCGUGCCGUCUCAUCUACGUCAGUUGCGGAUUUCCAGCCUUUUGCCGCGAUGCUGAGAAGCUGAUUCAGCAUGGCUGGACGGUUCUCCACGCCGAGGGCUUCGUGCUUUUCCCCGGUUCGGACCGGACCAUCUUGAGACGUUCUGCGUCUUCGAAAGAACCUGAGCAAAGAGCGCCAUCCAAGACGGAGUGGUGUUCGCUUGCUCUGGUCACAGCAGUUCCGCAGCAGAGGCCGGGCUCGCGUCACGUCUGUCACUGCCAGGCUGCCAGACUGCCGAGGCAUCCCGCGUCCCUGCUCCUGGCCAUGGCCUGGGAGGUGGUCGGUGGCGGGGACAAGGGUGGCAUCCUGGUCCGAAGCGGCCAGGCCACUAGCAGCGACCAGCUUUCGGAGCGUCUCAGCACCGGGGCUCGGGUGGAGGAGCUGGAUCUCGUGGGCGAAAGGCUGCACUACAAGCUCGUCUCGGGUACCGGCCCGGCAGAGGGCUGGGUUAGCCUCUCCCUCAAGGACAAGCCCUUGCUCCAGCGCGUUGGUGAGAAGGCCAAGCCGGACGUGAAGGAUGUGGGCGAUCUCCGAGAGGGCGAUUACUAUGUGACCUUAGGAAUCCUCUUCAAGAAGCUGGGGACGGAUCCUGAGAAGGCCUCGAUCACCAAGCUAAAGCGCAGCGUGGGGUCCGUGGUGCACACCACGGGGAAGGUCUGGAGAGGUUCAGGUGGUGGCUAUUGGGCAGAGCUGGACAUGAGCUCGGGCGACUCCGGUGCCGGCGAGAAGCCCGGCUACGUGAUGAUCGAUGCCAGCGGCUUCGGAACACCGGGCCCGUGUCUGCAGAAAGCAUCGAAAGAAGACGGGCCGAUCCUCCUUCUGAAGGCCAAGCCCAAGCCGGGAUCGGAAGUGAAAGCCUGGGACGAGGGGAGCCUUGACAAGGAGUUUCUCGUGCUGUCGAAGACUACCAUCGCAGAGGUACGGGUCAUCCUGGGGAUGUUGUUCAAGAUUGCCAAGUCCGAGAGUAUCACGGUGCUGUCAAAGGAUGGUAGCCAACUUACCCCGGAAACGAAUAUCGGCGAGGCCGGCUUCCGAAAUGGCGACGAUUGUGCCUUCGAGCACUCGGAAGGCGUGCCGAUGAGGCUCGUGGUCAUGAGCCCCCUUGAAGAGGGCGUGAAGCUGACAGACCUUGACAUCAAGAACGACUGGACUGUAGGACAGGUCCGGAAGCUCCUGUGCAGCAUCACCGGCUUGAAGGAGUCCAGCAUGAUUAUGGCCCGAGGGAAGAUGGGUGAGCGUGUCGGCGAGGACGCCCAGCUGAACCUGUCGCACCUGGUAGCAGACUGUGGCUACAAGGAGGGGGAUGAGAUCGGAUUCAUUUACAUGGGCGAUACGGAAGGUGAUCUGAAGGCCUUCCUCGCAAAAAAGUAG
This is a messenger RNA of Symbiodinium sp. CCMP2592, 2523 nucleotides long. The record is from the annotation of a GenBank genome assembly. Lineage: Eukaryota; Dinophyceae; Suessiales; Symbiodiniaceae.